This is a messenger RNA of Mustela lutreola (European mink), 1575 nucleotides long. RefSeq names its product Lck interacting transmembrane adaptor 1 (gene LIME1). Gene Ontology annotation, cellular component: B cell receptor complex. The record is from RefSeq and is a predicted model, not a curated record. NCBI's taxonomy places the organism in Eukaryota, Metazoa, Chordata, Mammalia, Carnivora, Mustelidae. The coding region runs from base 198 to 884 and encodes 228 amino acids. Gene Ontology annotation, biological process: B cell receptor signaling pathway; T cell receptor signaling pathway; regulation of canonical NF-kappaB signal transduction. The transcript is spliced from 5 exons. Gene Ontology annotation, molecular function: protein kinase binding.
AGCCCCCCUCCAGAGGCGGAAGGUGGCUGCCAGGGCUUGGCUCUGUGCUUCUGCAGGAGGGAGGGGCCGCGGAGCCCAGUUUCCUGUGUGCUGAGUCAGUGCCCCAGGGGGCGGAGACGGCCCCGCAGUUUGAGGGGCAGCUGGGGGCUGCCAGGAAGCCGGUGCAGAGGCAGCAGGCCGGCCCCCGGAGCUCUGUGAUGCCAGCAGAAGCGUCCCUGCUGAGACGACAACACCUCUGCACCCUCAGCAAGUCGGACACCAGACUGCACGAGCUGCACCGGGGCCCCAGAGGCUGCCGAGGCCCACGGCCUGCCAGCAUGGCUAUCUUGCGCCCACAGUGGCUGGAUGUGUCUAGAAGCACCAGCAGACCCUUGGCAGCCUUCUCACACUGGGAACUGCCCCGGGCAGUGCCGGCUGCCACCUCACCCUCCAUCUGCCCUGAGGCCACCUAUUCCAAUGUGGGGCUGGCAGCAAUCCCCAGGGCCAGCCUGGCAGCCAGCCCCGUGGUAUGGGCAGGGGCACGGCUGACAAGCAGCUAUGUGAGGCCUGGGCCUGAGGCCAGACUGGAGGUGGCUGAGUAUGCUUGUAUCCAGAAGCUCAAGGAAACAGAAGAAGGCACCCAAAGCCUGGGGCAGGGGAAGGCAGAGCUGACCCCAGCUGCCCAGGUUGACAUCCUGUACUCCAGAGUCAGGAAGCCUAAGAAGAGGGACCCAGGACCUGCCCCAGACCAGCUGGACCCCAAGGGGAGGGGAGUAAUCCCAGCUCUGGAAAGUGACCAGUCCUAUGAGACCCUCCCACUCAGGGGCCUGGGCAAGGAUGAUGGCCUCUUUGAAAAUGUGUAUGAGAGUAUCCAGGAGAUGGGGACCCUCCCACGGAGCACCUGAGCUCUCCAGCUCUGGCUGUUAACAGGGGCGCACCUCUGCAGGGCGCGGAGGCUCCUGGCAUCCCCCAUUCCCUGCCCCCCCCCCCCAAGUUGGCAGCACAAAGUCCAGAUCCCAAAUCUUCCAGCCUGUGAGGUCCCUGGGGGUCCUGGCUGCUGUGGCCUCUUGGAUUCUCCCAAGGUCUUAAUAAAUCUCCAGCCUAGGGAAGAUCCGUACAGCCUAUUUUUCUCGAAGGCCUGGGCAGGUUGGCAGGGAGUGUCUGGAAGGGCCCCCCUGCCCGGGGUGUCUGGGCCCCGUCGCCUGGGGCUGGUUAGUUCCGGAAGACUGUGGCGAAGGGAGGCGAGUUCUGGGGUGGUGUCCCCGUGCCAAGUCGGUCUUAGCGCGUUGCAGCCGGCCCGCAAACUGACCGCCCCAGGGUGGGACUUGGACCCUGAACACCGGGGCAGGGCCCCGCCGCCCAGCCCCCGGUGUUACAUAAGGCGCGCGGGUGGGUGGGCAGUCGUGCGUUACAGAACAACCUGCUCCCGGGAAGCCCGCCAAGGGGACGCGGCCCCUUCCCGGGAUCCGGCAGCUCUGCGCGCAGCAAAACCCCCAAGAAAGCCGGCCCUGCCCGGCGGCGGGGGCGCACGGGCAGCCCGGGCUCCUAGGGGCGAGGGGCCGACCCGCACUCGCCGCGCCGCGAGCGCGGCCCUUU